GUAUAAGAGAAAUUAGACGUACACUUUAAGAAAUCACUUUCAACUCAGAAUUCACGACGUCUAAAGUUUGAAUCGAAUUGACAGAAGAGGAGAUAAUGGUAAAGCUCAAGAACUUGAGAUCAGAUACAUUGACACUUGUACUUGUAAAUAUUGCUGGUAUAAUGGAGAAAGCUGAUGAGUCUUUAUUACCUGGAGCUUACAAAGAAGUUGGCAAAGAAUUGCACACUGAUCCCACUGGUCUUGGCUCUCUCACUGUAUUUAGAUCAUUAGUUCAAUGCCUUUGUUAUCCUUUAGCUGCAUACUUAGCUGCUCGUCAUAACAGAGCUCAUGUCAUAGCUCUUGGCGCUUUUCUCUGGUCUGCUGCUACUUUCCUUGUUGCUAUCUCCUCCACCUUCACGGAGGUAGCAAUUGCCAGAGGAUUGAAUGGAGUAGGACUUGCAAUAGUCAUACCAGCAAUCCAAUCUCUAGUUGCUGAUUCAACUGAUGAUAGAAAUCGCGGUACAGCCUUUGGAUGGUUAGCACUAACAUCAAAUUUUGGCUCAAUUCUUGGUGGGAUUUUGGCUGUGCUAAUAGCAGAAACAUCAUUCUUGGGAAUCCCUGGCUGGAGAAUUUCCUUCCAUUUGGUUGGUUUUAUAAGUGUUAUCGUUGGUUUUUUAGUCCAUCUCUUUGCCAAUGAUCCGCGAUUCCUUGACAAUAAGGGCAACGCAAAAGAUCAACUUGCACCGAAACCAUUUCAAGAAGAAGUCAUCGAACUCCUAAAAGAAGCGAAAGCAGUUAUCAAAAUACCUUCCUUCCAAAUAAUUAUUGCACAAGGGGUUUCCGGGACAUUCCCUUGGUCAUCGUUGUCGUUUGUUACUAUGUGGUUAGAGCUUAUAGGCUUCUCCCAUAAGACAACAGCACUACUCUGGACUUUGUUUCAAGUUUCUGUGUCGCUUGGCGCGUUGUUUGGGGGCCGCAUGGGGGAUGUCUUGGCCAAGCACUUUCCUAAUUCUGGUAGAAUUAUUCUAGCUCAGAUUAGCUCUGGCUCAGGAAUUCCUUUAGCUGCAAUUCUACUGUUGCUAUUGCCUAAUGAUCCUAAAACAGCUAUGUUGCAUGGUUUAGUCUUAAUCAUCACGGGAUUAAUCAUAUCAUGGUGUGGUUCAGCAACAAACAAUCCAAUAUUUGCUGAGAUAGUCCCUGAGAGAGCUCGGACAAGCAUUUACGCUCUGGAUCGAUCUUUUGAGACGAUAAUUGCAUCCUUUGCGCCACUGGUGGUUGGUAUUUUAGCUCAACAAAUUUUUGGUUAUAAACCAAUUCCAAAGGGAUCAACAAAGUCUCAAGAAACUGAAACAGAUAGACAGAAUGCUGCAUCACUUGCCAAGGCACUAUGCACUGCAGUAGGCAUUCCAUCGGCCAUUUGUUGCUUCAUAUAUUCCUUCCUCUAUUGCACAUAUCCACAAGAUAGGGAUCGUGCCCGGUUGCAACAGAUUGAUGAAACAUGCAAGUUUCCAUCUGAAGAACAACAAGCCUUACUUGAGAGCGAUGAGCACAGACCUCUUUCAGCAAUUUGUUGAAAUCUUUCGACAAAAUUUUAGACUCUCUGUACAUAGAAUCCAACAAACAGAAAAUGACUUCUCGCUAAGUUGUUUGUAUAAAAAGGACAGUCCGGCACACAAAGCAUCCCUUAUUCAUGCAGGAUCCGAGCGAGGGCGGCUCCCCUACAAGUGUGAUAUAGAUAGUCUACCCUAAUACAAGUAUUAGUGGCUGCUUCCAUCGCUCGAACCUGUGACCUAUAGGUCACACAGAGACAACUUUACCGUUGCAAAAAAUUUCUAAGGAGUAUUUGCUUAUUAUUUUCAAAUUGAAUUUGUUAAGAUUAUAUCAGUUUGUAAUAUAUUAUAGUAGUGACUGGUGCGAAAAAGCUAGUUGUUUGUACCAACGACGAGGCAAAAUAUGUAAAGAUUUUGAUUUUUAAUGAUAUACUAGCUUGAUUACACACAUUUUUGCCUGGAAACAAUAAGAGCAACAACAAUAUAUAUACAUCACCUACAACAGUGCCGGCUGAUAAAUCACAAAUGGUGUUUUGCCUGGAAACAAUAAGAGAAGAGACUUAAAUAACUUGAAGAUCUAAGCCAGUGCCUUCAAAUUUUUCGCGUGUAAUUUGAUCAAGACGUUCUUGCAUCUCCUUUUUGAGGGAAUUCUUCCCGUCCCCAACAAGACCAUUUCGGAAAUAAGCAAAUUUAGGAAUGCCAAGAGAAGGUUCCAAGCCAUUCUUGUUAACCUGAAGAUUCCUCAGCCUCUCCAAACUGCAUCUCCAAAGGACAUUAUCAAGCUCCUCCUCGUUCGCAAAAGGUCUGCCAAGAAACUCAGCCAACUUCUUCACUUGACCUUUCGGAUCUUUUUUAAUCUCUUCAUACCUCAAGAAAAGUAUCUUCUCGGGUUUCUUCAAACUUUCAUUCCAGUACUCCAAAACAUGGUCAUGAAAGGGGCCAAAAGGAUGAAUGCCUUUACAGAAACUAUCGAAAUAUUCAUCCAUCUUUGGACAAGGCUCUGCAUUGGAUAUCGAAUUCAUGAAGUGCCAUAACGACACAAAAACAUCUUUAGGUUCGCGGGUAAUGUACACUAAUUUGCAGCUGGAAUUGUCAUUCUUGAUCGACUCUGGAAGCUUGGAAUAAGGCAGGUGAGUCCGAAAGAGUCGAGGUGAAGGCAUUUCGUCAAUGUUAAGGACAUCAGAAUCUAGGUUCUUUGGGUUGAAUAUUGAUAUUUCAAUAGAUGGCAUGAGUUGGUUUGGGUGGUUUGUUAGUAAAGGGUCAUCCUCCUCUUGAUCAAUAUUAUCUCUGUUAAGGGCCAUGAUGCAAGGGAUAAGAGCUUUGAGCCAAGUAGUACCAGUCAAUGGCGGAGCCAGAUUUUGCAAUAAUAAGAGUCAAAACAUAAA
Messenger RNA from Nicotiana tabacum (common tobacco), 2914 nucleotides. RefSeq lists its product as uncharacterized. Lineage: Eukaryota; Viridiplantae; Streptophyta; Magnoliopsida; Solanales; Solanaceae. Gene Ontology annotation, cellular component: membrane. Gene Ontology annotation, biological process: transmembrane transport. Gene Ontology annotation, molecular function: transmembrane transporter activity. The record is from RefSeq and is a predicted model, not a curated record.